Molecule: messenger RNA, 519 nt
Organism: Rotaria sordida
Lineage: Eukaryota; Metazoa; Rotifera; Eurotatoria; Philodinida; Philodinidae
Source: the annotation of a GenBank genome assembly
AUGGAUUUGGAAACACAAAACUUAUCAAAAGCAGCUUGUACUGAUGACCAGGUGUUGCCAUUUAAAUGUAAAAAUCCAUCUCAAGCUACAUUCGAACAAUUACUAUCUAUCUAUUCAUAUACUCUUCAACGUCCUUGUUCAUCAAUUUCGAUACCUUACGGACAAUUUAUUUCAAUUUUACGUGUUUAUCAUCAAUUAUGCUCAAGUAUAUUUAUCGAUGAUCAAUGGAUUUUAUAUAUAAAUGAUUAUUUUCGGGCUUAUUAUAUGCAACUUGAUUUUCGUGCCACCAAUACUUCUCUUUUUCAAUUCAUACGUACACUUUGUCAAAUUAUUCAAGCCAAUAUACAAGAUGAACUUGAUGUUUUCGAACAAGCAGGCACAUUUAUUAGUCCAAAUGUUCUUUCGUCGAAAACCGUCUCUGCCCAAAUUCAAGUACUUAUUGCGCAAUUUCAAUUAACAAUGCCAAGUAAAUUCCUACGUACUCUCUUAUUUGUACGUGAUAUCACAGAGGGCAACUAA